This is a messenger RNA of Vitrella brassicaformis, 1505 nucleotides long. Lineage: Eukaryota; Vitrellaceae. The record is from the annotation of a GenBank genome assembly.
CUUCUACACCUUGGAUGUCCUUCAGCCGACAUACGUGCGUGAGAAAUCGGGAUAUUGACGUUGUUUGUGGCCGUCGAUAGAUCCUGGGAUAGAUCUCGUCAUUCAUUCUCAGAGGAUGGAUAUCGAUGUCCACGAGAGCCUCAACUAUGGGUCAGGAACGAAAACGAACAACUGCACACUUGUUAAAGCGACUCCUUCGUCAUCUUCACUUGAUUGCUCCAUGAACGAAUGGUGUGUGUUGCAGGACGGCACUGAUGUGGUUUGGAAGCAAAUACAGCCACAGACAGAUCUAUGCAUCUAUGUGUUGCCUUCGCCGUCACUCAUCUGUUGAUCUCUCCGUGGUGUGUGUAAUGUAUGUGCAUCCUGAUGGAUGGCAGGUUCUUGGCCUACGCGGCGGUGCUAUGGAAGCUGCAGACGGACCGGAGUGCCCUGGGGAUGUCACUGCAGACGCUCUUCGCCCUGGUCUUCACCGAAAUCAACAAUGUCAUCCUGCAGGUCAUGCUCAGCCACAAAUACAAGUUCCCACUGGGGGCGGCCUUCUAUGUCUGCGACGUCGCCACCACCGCCCUCUCCACCUUCUGCUUCUUCUACGUCUUGAAGCACUUCUACGCCACCUACGAGAGCACCAAAGACACAUUCGGGCUCAAAUUCUUCCGGGCGGUGUUUGGGGCACAAGUGGCCCGGUCGUCCUACUGGCUGUUUCUGUACCUUGUGGCCUUCAUGCUGGCCGUGCCUCUGUUCCUAUUCCGGCGCUCGCCGCUGCCGGGCGCUUUCAGCAUAUACGAGUGCUUCGACGACGCCCUGCUGGCCGUGGCGCUGCUGCCGCAGCUGUACAUGUUCUAUAACAAGAGGCCGCGCAAAGUGAGCGGCAUAUUGGGCAACUUCAUCAUCUUCCUCCUCAUGGCCCGGCUGUGCGCUCUCACAUACUGGUAGGUCAAGACAGCACACACACACACACAGGGAAGCAGACAGCGAUGGAUGGAUGGAUGGAUGGAUGGAUGGACUCAGGUUGACUUAUCCGCUGUUCAAGCGUGGAGCGAUUCCGUCGAGGGGUCUGCACAUCGCCACUGAGUCGCUCAACAUUCUCAUCCUCAUCGACUUCCUCUACUACUACCUGGUGGCCAAGGCCAAGGGAAUGGCCGACAUCUCACUGCCUAUAUGAUGACACACCUGGCUGGUGGCGGACGGAGGGAGGACCGACCUGUCAGUCUGAAGAUUGGCUAUCUAUCGGUGGAUUGGCUGAUUGAUUAGUGGACGGAUGGGUGGCCAUGGGUGGACGGGACGGGCCGGUGUGGAUAACCACGUGUGUGUACUGUGUACAGCCAUCCAGACCAUCCAGAGAACAAAGACACAGACAGCCAAACAGACAUACAUAGAGCCCAGGCCUAUUUGUCCGGUACGUGUGUGUGUUGAUGGAUGCCUUCUCUGAUGUGAUGUGCGUGACGUUGCCCAAUUAUGUAUGUCUUGUGUCAUGCAUGCUUUACAUUAACCGUCCUUUUCGUGUG